Ceraceosorus guamensis is the source of this 828-nucleotide messenger RNA. RefSeq lists its product as hypothetical. The transcript has a single exon. Lineage: Eukaryota; Fungi; Basidiomycota; Exobasidiomycetes; Ceraceosorales; Ceraceosoraceae. Bases 229 to 696 code for a protein of 155 amino acids. The record is from RefSeq and is a predicted model, not a curated record.
GCAUGGGAUGUGAGCAGGUGCGUCUCAUGUUAGUCUCGCAUCCAGCAUCGAUGACGUGGUUGCGUGUGCACACGGAUCAUUGGCGCAAGGAGGCUCGAUCUUGCUUCACGUUGCGAGGAUGCUUUGAUACUGGUAAAGACAGGCAGACGCUCCUCUCAGCAUCUCGAGAAGUCAUCGGCCCCGCCUACUCGAAGCGAGAAAGUGCAGUGCGGCAAUGGACAGACUGGGAUGGGCAGGAAAGGCGCCGCUGGUGCCACGAAACGCGAAGCUUGCAUACGUGUCAAGUCCGCUGAGCUGUUUGCUUGUGGUGGAUGUGACGACGUGUCGAGAUCCUUCGACCAAUGCAGGGUUCCUGUCGCUCGCUGCAUCCUUGGAAGCACUCGCAGGCGGAUCAUCGGCUACGCAAGCAAGCCUUUGAUCCAAGACUUGAAGCUCGCGCUCCCCUCUACUCUAUGCGUCUGCGCAUCGUCUCGUGGGGCGUCUCGAUGCGUGCAAGUUGGGCUGAUCCUUUCGCUUUUGCUUUCGCUUUUGCUUUUGCUCAGACUGCCUUGCACAUCAUUGUGCAUGUGCGCCAGAGAUGAGGAAGCUCUGUUCGCUUGCCAUGACCGAUCGGCAGCUUGUAGCUCCUUGGUCGAUACUCGUUGUGAGGGGUCUAGGAACUUUGCGCCGGCUGGGUUGUUGAGCGCUCGAGGUUGAAAUGCGCAAGCACUCAUAGUGGCGAGUGGUGUAACACUCUGGGAGAGGGAAAGAUGGUGCAAGCUUGAAGCUGCCGCUGUGAGAAGUGCGCCGAGGACAGGACAGGUCGACGGGGUGGUGGUUGAAAGUCGU